Spodoptera litura is the source of this 1284-nucleotide messenger RNA. RefSeq lists its product as uncharacterized. Gene Ontology annotation, biological process: cell-matrix adhesion. The record is from RefSeq and is a predicted model, not a curated record. Gene Ontology annotation, cellular component: basement membrane. Lineage: Eukaryota; Metazoa; Arthropoda; Insecta; Lepidoptera; Noctuidae.
UUGAUAUGACCUGAAAUAAUAUACGAUAAGAUGUGCGUGAUAAAAAGAUAACACAGAUAACCGUUCAAUCAGCAAUUAAUGUACACUUCAUUUAUUGUUUGCGCACAAAUAAAAUCACCGACGAAAAUAAUUUAAUUGAAUGUGUCAAUUUCAAUAUGUCUCGGAGUAGUUCAUUUUGGGUGUUACUGUUUUGCUAUAAUAUUAUGCGAGUGAGUCCACAAUGUCAAAUAGCACAAGUAUGCAUAACUGAUUAUAAUAAAAGCGACUGUGCUGGUAUUGAGGAAUUGGUACCAAAUUCCAUCGUGGAAGGGUGUUGUCCCUCGUGCACCAUCGGCGGUGGUACCCCGACGACGCAAGGUUGCAAUCCAAGUGUUUCCACUUGCUUGCCUGAUGGACGAUAUGCGCCAGUACAAUGCAAGGGCGAUCGAUUUACUGGCAGAUGUUUCUGCUCGGAUCCAAACGGAAGAAGAAUAUUCGGACAAAUGUGGAGGGACCAAGCGGAGCACAUGACGUGUGCGUGCAGUCGUAGAAGAGCUGAAAUGGAAGCAGAAGGCAAGGUCGUGACACUUCAUUGUUCAGCAAAUGGUGAUUACGAACAACUGCAAUGCGAUAGUGGGAUGUGCUGGUGUGUACAGCCCAGGAAUGGACAGCCAAUCGUGACACCUGUUCACGAGGAAGAUAUGGAACGCCUUCCAUGCUAUAGUGCAGCAGUUAUUGGAGAACGGUAUUUAAGAAAAUGCGAAAGUUUAACUGCUGCCAAUGGAUUCAUCCGGUAUGAACAGUCGACACACGGAACUAAUUUCCUUGGUAGUCCUGUCUCAACUUGUGAUUACGACGGAAGUUACGGACCAAUUCAAAUUUUGAAUGGCAUAGCUUACUGCACCGGUCGAGACGGAAAAAUAUUAGGAGCCUGGCAGACAACAGUAGCUACUAUGCAGGGAAUGAAUUGCAAUUGUGCACGAGACACCAUGAUUUUCUUCCCGGAACGAGGAAUGACAGUCACUGAAACUUGUGAAGCGAACGGGAAUUACAGAGCGCUGCAGAGCGUGGGAUCAGUGUACUACUGCGUCGAUACGGACGGUUAUCACACAGAACUACAUGACGAAAUACCACCUGGUAAUUGCCAAAGUUAUGCUGCAACGUAAACUUUUUGUAACAUUACUUUUUAAUGCCAAUAAUGGCAUGUAUGGGCAUGUAAUGUAAUAAAAUAAACAUUUUUAAUCUACACACACUAGUAUUUAACCACAAUUUGUUAAAACAAUAUUAAAAUAAUUAAUCAUGCUA